Xenia sp. Carnegie-2017 is the source of this 1346-nucleotide messenger RNA. RefSeq names its product ubiquinone biosynthesis protein COQ4 homolog, mitochondrial-like. The transcript is spliced from 8 exons. The record is from RefSeq and is a predicted model, not a curated record. Gene Ontology annotation, cellular component: mitochondrion; mitochondrial inner membrane. The coding region runs from base 130 to 978 and encodes 282 amino acids. NCBI's taxonomy places the organism in Eukaryota, Metazoa, Cnidaria, Anthozoa, Malacalcyonacea, Xeniidae. Gene Ontology annotation, biological process: ubiquinone biosynthetic process.
AAUUUUAGUUGAAUGUGGUGAUGAAUGUUGUGAUGAAUGUUGUGUUGAGUGUGGUGCCCAUUGUAGUGCCAAUUUCACAGUAGUCUUUCUGUUGGAGGUGAAACAAAAACGAUAUUUUGAAUAUUAGAAAUGAUAUUUUUGACUCGGAUAUCGAAUCGUUUCACUUCCAAAAAGUCGUGCUGUGAGAGAUUGUUGGCAAGGUCUUUGACUUCACUAGAACUGACAAACUCACAAAUAGAGGAUGAUUUCACAAGGCAUGCGUAUAAAGAAUCUGGGAUUUUGUAUGAGCAUCAUAUUCCAACUAGCCUUUUACAAAAGGGUUUGUUAGCUGUUGGUUCCGGUGUUGCUGCAUUCUUUGAUCCGACAAGGGAUGACAUGAUUGCUGUGUUGGGUGAAAGUACCGGAUACUAUGCUUUGAAAAAAAUUCGAAGGCUAAUGCAACUAGACAAGGAAGGCCAAAAGAUCUUAAGAGAAAGGCCAAGAAUAACUUCAGCUACCAUUAAUGUGCCUGCAUUGCGAGAACUUCCCGAAGGCACAUUUGGAAAAGAAUACACAAACUUUCUAGAUAGAAAUAAAGUUACUCCUGAUAGCCGACUUCCGGUAAGAUUUAUUGAUGAUCCCGAACUGGCAUAUGUCAUGCAAAGAUAUCGAGAGGUUCAUGACUUCAACCAUGCUCUUCUCGGCAUGCCUACCAACAUAGUUGGUGAAAUAACUGUAAAAUGGUUUGAAAUGGUUCAAACUCGCCUUCCUAUGUGCACAUUUGGAUCAUUGCUUGCACCGCUGAGGCUCAAGCGCAGCCAACAAGAGAGAUUGGUGAACACUUAUAUACCAUGGGCUCUGUAUGCAGGGUAUCGUGCAAGGUUUCUCAUGAACUUGUAUGUGGAAAAAUAUUUUGAAGAACCCAUAGAUCUGCUAAGGAAAAGACUUAAUAUUGUCUCCCCUCCAAUUGCAACCAAACGUACAAAGAAGCAGAUGUAAUUUACAAAAUAACAGUAACUUAUAUAUCUGCACAUAAUUCUUUAGCUCUAUAGUUCACGGCUUUUUUAGCUGUCUAGACCACCUGCUAACUCUGAAUACUUUGUAUCUAACAAACAGAAGGUCAUUCCCACAAAAAAUAACUGGAAAGAAACUUUAUAUUAGUGUUCUGUCUGUCUUCCCUGUUGUCCUAAGGGGAUUAAAGUCACAGUAAAAAUUGGAGGAAUCAAAGCUGCUUCAAGUCUUUAAAAUUUUGCAUCACAUUUGGACAUGAAAACCUUCAGCAAUUCUAAUAAAGUCUUGAAGAAUAUCUAAGACUGUUUUACUGAAUGUAAAUGGUUAAGUGUUAUAUACAUAUACAUUACUCAAAA